Molecule: messenger RNA, 1087 nt
Organism: Lolium perenne
Lineage: Eukaryota; Viridiplantae; Streptophyta; Magnoliopsida; Poales; Poaceae
Product: protein REGULATOR OF FATTY ACID COMPOSITION 3, chloroplastic
Biological process (GO): translation
Cellular component (GO): small ribosomal subunit; ribosome
Molecular function (GO): small ribosomal subunit rRNA binding; structural constituent of ribosome
Source: RefSeq, a predicted model, not a curated record
CCCGGAAGAAGAAGAAACUGAAGAACGCCGGUCAUGGAGGCCACCGCCGGCUCGUCGCGGACUCUCUUCCUGCUCACGCCUUCGCCGCCUCUGGUCAGCACGGUGCGCCUCGCCGUUGCCGUGGGGAGGCGCCGGCUCGUGGCCGCGGGGGCCAGGAAGAGGAGGGGGAAGGACGGGGACGCGGGAGAGGAGAGGGUGGACUCGCACAGCUUCAACCCCAAGGCCGGCGAGGUCACCGGCCCGUUCCCCGAGUCCGUGCUGCUCAGGAAGAAAAAGGUGAAAGAGGACGGUGAGGAUUCACCUGAAUUUGCUGAUGCCGAAGAAGAAAAACUAUAUGAACUUCUGAACAUUCAGCUAGAGAGUGGUUUAAAUCUGCAAAGGAUGCGGCACUAUGAAGUUGUUUACCUCAUCCAUGAGGACCGUGUGGAGGAAGCUGAAGAUGUUAUAUCAAAAGUACAAGAAUUUGUCAGAGAGAGGAAAGGACGGAUAUGGAGGGUGAACAACUGGGGACUGCGCAGACUUGCUUACAAGAUAAAGAAAGCUACACAUGCCAACUACGUCCUAAUGAACUUUGAGAUACAGGCAAAAUGCAUCAACGAUUUCAAGACUCUGCUUGAUAAGGAUGAAAGAAUCAUUAGACACCUUGUGAUGAAACGAGAUGAGGCGAUUACUGAAGACUGCCCUCCCCCACCAGAGUUUCACGCUAUGCGAUCUCAACAGUUGGAUGAUGAAUAUAUUGAUGAGGAAUAUGCGAAGGCGGAUGAUGGGGAUGAUGAGGGUGAGGAUGGCAAUGUUGAUGAUGAUGUAGAAGCUGACGAUGAACCUGAAAUCAUUCUUGUUGAUGAAGUUGAUGAUGACAACGCCGAAGACCUGAGAAGAAGGAAUAGGAAAAUUAAACUGGAGAAGUAUACAAUGGGGAAGGUCUUGAGGUAGCAUUUGUAUCUACCUAUGGUUUUCAUGUAGUAUAAGUCGGAUAUUAGUUCUUAUACAAAGGAAGACUUGUAUGAUGAAGUAACUACAGUUAGGUGUUUUCCCUGUACCAGACUACGCCAACUAUUAUGAUGAUAUGAUUAGUGAGAUGAGCUCA